This is a messenger RNA of Necator americanus (New World hookworm), 1254 nucleotides long. RefSeq lists its product as uncharacterized. The record is from RefSeq and is a predicted model, not a curated record. The transcript is spliced from 11 exons. Gene Ontology annotation, molecular function: G protein-coupled receptor activity. Bases 1 to 1254 code for a protein of 417 amino acids. NCBI's taxonomy places the organism in Eukaryota, Metazoa, Nematoda, Chromadorea, Rhabditida, Ancylostomatidae. Gene Ontology annotation, biological process: G protein-coupled receptor signaling pathway. Gene Ontology annotation, cellular component: membrane.
AUGUCGGACCAUCGCAGAAUGAUCAUCACCGGUGAUCUCGACUACGACGUUCGGGUAUGGGCAGCAAAGAAUAUUUUUAUCAACGGCUCAUGUCCGGAAAUCUACAAACCAUUGAUCGUUGGAGGCAUGAAUACCUUUUAUAUGUACGUCUUCCCAGUGCAGUUCUUCCUUGGCGUCAUUGGUAAUGCGCUGAACUUGUGCGUACUCCUCAGCAGACACAUGCGAAGCGAGGCAAACUACCUGCUCUCAGCGCUCGCUAUCGCUGAUAUAUUACUCUUUCUUACGAUGCUUCCAUCGGCACUGGGGGUUUGGCCUUCCUUCUACACCAAUGACUACUUCAGGAGAUUUUACUACCACUCGCACACUAUGCGUCACUGGUUCUCCAACGUCUUUUCCUGUAUGACAUGCUGGCUGAUUUUGGCAGUUUCGGUAGAGAGAUAUAUGGGCAUCUCUUCUCCGAUGCACAUUCGCUACGAGUGGCGGAAUUCUCGAGUUCUUUACCUGAUGCUCGCAGUGAUAGCGGGCAGUCUUUCGCUGACAGCAUUCCAUCAUUUCGAAUACAAAUAUGGCUACGCCAGCAUGUGUAAUGGAACGCUCACCUAUGCGAAACUUGUGCCUAUAGAGCGGCUUGUUCCGUUUAUCUCAACCGCUCAAGUACGAGUGGUUACGAUAUUGAAGACGCUACAAAUAAUCCUUGUAGUGAUUUUACCUCUUAUCGGUAUUGUCGUGCUCAAUCUAAGGAUCAUUGUUGUGCUGAGAAGAAGCAGUGUGCUCGUCACAAGAUCUUCUAAAAGCAGCACGGAUGAUCCAAACGAUGAAUUCCUCCGCGACACUGACUCUCGUCAAAGACGUGACCGAAAAGUGACCAUCACCGUGUUGGCCAUUAUUGCCUGCUUCUUCCUCACACAUACCCCCUCCACGGUUCCGUUCAUUUUGGAACUCAUUUCUCCAAUCAUGACUUCCACACAAAGAGAACACAUACGUCGACUUAUGCCAGAGCUCGGCCCCAUUGUGCACGGGUGGUUAUUAACUGGAAAGGUUAUGAAUUUCGUACUUUUCUGUAUGUCAUCGGUCUACUUCAGGCGGCGUCUCCGAGCGAUCAUGCGAAACAGGAUAGGAUGCGACACUAGCUUGAAAAAGUACUCUGGGAUAUCAAGCGGAUAUUCAGCUAGGUGGCAAGCUAUUCGAAUGAACACGUUGAUCUACAGGGAGAGUGCAGUCCGCCAAAGCAGCUUCGUUACGCAGCUGGAAUGA